AUCUUUCCUCUCUCUUGUACACUACAAAAGGCCUAAGCUCUCUUCCUUAAAUUGUCAUUGUCUUCCCUCUCAACUUACCAUUUCAUCCAAUCAGUCGCUCUCUCUUUCGCACUCCUAAAACGACAACUCCUCUUUAAUUCCUUGAAGUUUCAAUUUCAUAGAGCUGUGAAAAAAAAAAAACUAACACGAUGAAUAGUUGCGGUGGCCCUUAUUGUCAUGGGGGUUCGUGCACUUGCGGUUUGUAUUACGGUCAAGAUAAUGCUACUUCUGCAUACUCAAUGUUCUAUAACCAGUAUCAGGACAAUGAAAAUUAUUCGGAAAACAUGUAUUCUGUCUCUCCUUCUUCUUCGUCUUCAGUUGAUUGUACUCUUUCCUUAGGAACACCUUCCACUCGUCUUAGUACCAAUGAGAAUGAAAAGCGAGUUGAACGUCGCUCUUCUUCUUACAUGUCCAAAUGCUGGAAUAUUCUACAGAACAAAAAUCAUACGACCCCUUCAUCUGCUCCAAAGUCAAGUCGUGGUAGUAGCAAUAAUGGCAACACUGACUCACUUGUUGCUCGCCGAUGUGCUAAUUGUGACACAACUUCGACACCUUUGUGGAGAAAUGGUCCUAGAGGCCCCAAGUCACUUUGCAAUGCCUGUGGAAUUCGUUUCAAGAAGGAGGAGAGGAGAGCCAAUGCCGCCGCUGCGGACACCGCUAACGGUGGUGGCAUGGAAAUGAACGGGUCAUGGGUUCAUCAUUCAGCCUAUGGAAAUGAAUUCAGGUUCAUUGAAGAUGAUGAUGAUGAUCGUCAUGAUUCUGAUAAUACUGCCAUUUCCUUCUGGCCCUUCCUAGCCUCUCAGCAUUGCUGAUUAGCUUAUUAGAAACCUCUCAACAAGAAAGGAAACGGGAGGAUGGAUGCAGCAUUCAUUUCAAGUUUAAAAUUCAAAGCAAAGGGAAUUUUGCUUUUUAAGUUCGACAAAUUCUUAUUUUGGUCGUCAUCAUAUAGGAGUAUAGUUAAGCACAUUUGACUUUCAGUUGAUUGAAAUGUGCGCUUUUGAUCCUUCUACUUAUGAAUCUUUAAAAGUUUUAACAAAUUAUUCAAUGCUAAACUAUUUAAUUAUUGAU
Lycium ferocissimum is the source of this 1107-nucleotide messenger RNA. RefSeq names its product GATA transcription factor 18-like. Gene Ontology annotation, molecular function: DNA-binding transcription factor activity; zinc ion binding; sequence-specific DNA binding. Lineage: Eukaryota; Viridiplantae; Streptophyta; Magnoliopsida; Solanales; Solanaceae. The coding region runs from base 189 to 851 and encodes 220 amino acids. The transcript has 2 exons. Gene Ontology annotation, biological process: flower development; regulation of DNA-templated transcription. The record is from RefSeq and is a predicted model, not a curated record.